AUGUGGGAUCUCGUGACUGCUAUUUUAGAAAUGGGAGUUCCAGCAUUUUUUCGUUGGCUGAGCAGAAAGUACCCAUCCAUUGUUGCCAACUGCGUCGAAGAAAAAAACAAAGGCGUAGACAAAGAGACUGUGCCAAUCGACUGCACACAACCGAAUCCCAAUGGCAUUGAAUUCGAUAAUCUUUACUUGGAUAUGAACGGGAUUAUCCAUCCUUGUUGUCAUCCCGAGGACAAGCCAGCGCCUACAAAUGAAGACGAAAUGAUGAUAGCAAUAUUUGAAUAUAUCGACCGGUUGUUUUCUAUUAUUCGUCCUCGAAGGCUAUUGUACAUGGCGAUCGAUGGAGUCGCACCAAAAGCGAAGAUGAAUCAGCAGCGUUCUCGUCGGUUCAGAGCUGCCAAGGAGAGCCAAGACAAAACUGAGGCGAUCGCCAAGAUUCGUGCUCAGCUUGAAGCACGUGGCAUACCUUUGCCUCCUGAGAAGAAAGGGGAACAUUUUGACUCGAACUGUAUUACUCCGGGUACACCGUUUAUGUCGCGUCUGGCUGUGUGUCUCAAGUAUUACAUUCAUGAUCGAAUGAACAAUGAUCCUUCGUGGAAGGGAAUCGCUAUCAUAUUGUCAGAUGCAAAUGUCCCUGGAGAAGGUGAACAUAAGAUAAUGGACUUCAUUCGCAGACAGAGGGCUUCUUCAACUCAUGACCCAAACACGCACCACGUUUUGUGUGGAGCCGAUGCUGAUUUGAUUAUGCUUGGAUUAGCCACACACGAGCCAAAUUUUACUAUAAUUCGGGAGGAAUUCAUACCCCAGCAGCAGAGGCCGUGCGAAUUAUGUGGACAAUAUGGUCACGAAAUGAAGGAUUGCCAGGGUUUAGCAAGCUUGCCUACUGAUGAAUAUGACGAUUUGGCAAAGCCUUUCGAAAAGCAAACAAAUUUCAUUUUUAUUCGCCUGUCGGUUCUGCGUGAAUAUCUAAAGCGUGAUCUGGCGAUGCCGAAUUUGCCCUUUACGUAUGACUUUGAGAGAGUUUUGGAUGACUGGGUGUUUAUGUGCUUUUUCGUAGGAAACGACUUUCUACCUCAUCUUCCUUCACUGGAAAUACGGGAGGGAGCUAUCGAUCGCCUAAUCAAGCUUUACAUGCAGUGUGUGUAUAAAACUGGGGGUUAUCUGACGAGCAGCGGGUCAGUGAAUCUGAAUCGUGUUCAAGUCAUACUCUCUGAGCUAGGAGGAGUCGAAGACGAAAUUUUUCGCACGCGGCAACACACCGAGAUGGAAAGAAAGAGAAAAGAAAAGAUGAGGAAAUUGCAAGUGAGAGGAUAUGGUGGUCCGUCUUACAUACCUUCCAACGACUUCUCUCCGAUGGUUCUGUGGGAAAGCGGUUGGAAAGAAAGGUACUAUCAGUCAAAAUUCGAGGUUCCUUUGAGUGAUCAAGUAUUUCGCAAGAAAGUCGCUCAUGCUUAUGUCGAAGGCUUAUGUUGGGUGUUGAAAUAUUAUUAUCAGGGUUGUCCUAGCUGGACUUGGUUUUAUCCGUUUCAUUAUUCUCCUUUUGCGUCGGAUUUCACCAAUAUUGGUGACAUGAAGAUUGAAUUUCCAAAGGACACCCAUCCGGUUGCACCUUUAGAACAGCUAAUGAGCGUUUUGCCUGCAGCAAGCAGGGCACAUUUGCCACAGCUCUGGGCGGAUCUGAUGAUCAGAGAAGUAUGUGACGUAUAA
This is a messenger RNA of Soboliphyme baturini, 1704 nucleotides long. Lineage: Eukaryota; Metazoa; Nematoda; Enoplea; Dioctophymatida; Soboliphymatidae. The record is from the annotation of a GenBank genome assembly.